Messenger RNA from Exophiala dermatitidis NIH/UT8656, 789 nucleotides. RefSeq names its product 2-deoxy-D-gluconate 3-dehydrogenase. The record is from RefSeq and is a predicted model, not a curated record. The coding region runs from base 1 to 789 and encodes 262 amino acids. Lineage: Eukaryota; Fungi; Ascomycota; Eurotiomycetes; Chaetothyriales; Herpotrichiellaceae. Gene Ontology annotation, molecular function: oxidoreductase activity, acting on the CH-OH group of donors, NAD or NADP as acceptor. The transcript is spliced from 2 exons.
AUGGACGCCCUGACGAAGAUGUUCUCCCUGGCUGGCAAGACGGCCGUGGUCACCGGCGGCACGCGCGGCAUUGGUGCUGCCAUGGCGCUGGCGCUCGCUGAAGCUGGAGCCGACAUUAUCCUCGUCCAGAGAGACGAGAGCAACAAGAAAACCUACUCGCAAAUCCAGGCGCUGGGCAGGAAAGCAACCAUUGUCACGGCUGAUCUGUCCGACCAGUCGUCGGUAGAGAAGCUGAUUCCGGACCUCGCUAAGGCCGGCCACGACAUGCACAUCCUGUUGACAUGCGCGGGGAUCCAGAAACGACAUCCGGCGCACCAGUUUCCCCUCGAGGACUGGAACUCGGUCCUACAGGUCAAUUUGACGACCGUGUUUACGCUAUGUCGAGACUUUGGAGCCUAUCUUUUGUCGAAACCAGACCCAGCCCCGGGAUCCUCAAGGGGCAGUAUUAUCAAUGUGGCUUCUCUUCUCACGUUCCAAGGUGGAAUCACCGUGCCUGCCUACGCGGCUUCCAAGGGCGGAGUGGGCCAGUUGACCAAGGCCCUGAGUAACGAGUGGGCUAGCAAGGGCAUCACUGUCAAUGCCAUCGCACCGGGAUACAUCGACACCGAUAUGAAUGAGGCGCUUAUUGCCAACGAGACGAGGGCGAGACAGAUUUUGGAGAGAAUCCCCGCUGGGCGAUGGGGCAAGCCCGAGGACUUCAAGGGUCCAGUCGUAUUUCUGGCCAGCGAUGCAUCGCGCUAUGUUACGGGCGAGGUGUUGACUGUGGAUGGUGGCUGGAUGGGACGGUAG